GCGCACACAUGACUUCAAUUUAUUUCGAUUCGUCGUACCGGACGGGUGUAGUUCUUCGAUUGCUCCGGGCCUUUAGUUUGGCGCUUGGCGCUCAAGGCAUUGUGAUCGUUUUUGAACCAUUAUUGUUUGCAGACCGGUGACCUUGAAAUCCGAAAAUGCAUCCAAGAUCGCGAUUUGGGAUCUGUUCUGCACUAUUAGCCGUGUUGCUGACACGUGCAGCUACGGCUUGGAGAAGAACCGGCACGGAUCAUACCGAAACUUCUAUCUACAGUCGUAUGCCACCCGUGUACCACUACGAAGACAAACUUCAGUGUCUCCAUGAAGAGCCCACUAACGUGUACUGCAUAUCCAGGACAUUGGUAAAGCCGGACAGCUCUUCUGAAAACUGGAAUCUAAUCGAGAAAAACUCUGCCGAAGAUACAGACUUUCAACGUUACGUGCUGGACCGCGGAUUCUGCGUCAAAAGCUGUGAAACAUUGGUAAACAGCUUGACCCAAGAACAACAGAACCAAUAUGACCACGAGCCGGUUUCUGUGGAUACUCCGCAUACCUACGACUCCAGCUACAUUCCCGGCAUGGACAGAUACAGACAAAAGUACAAUCGGCUGACCAACAUCUGCCACAACUACCAACUUCGCCAUAGCUACAAUCUGUCUGGUUAUUCAUUCAUUGAGCAUUGCAUGGGCGCAGAUGAUCUAAGAAAACCCAUGACCUUGUUCCACAUCCUCUUCGUUGCCCUCUCCAGCAUCAUCUUCUUCUUGGUGGUUCGCGCCACAUAUUAUGAUACGAUGGGUGUUCGUAACCAAAACAACAAUCUUGUUACGGCUAAGGAUCAUAUUUGGAUGGAGUUCUCACUAAAGCGGAGUAUUCGUCGUUUGUUCGUCACGCCGCAAACUACGCUACAUCGGGACUUCGCGUUCGUGGAAUCAGUUCGGGUCAUUUCGGUACUACUAAUCACUGCUGUUCACGUGCUAAUGGCAUUCGGAGCCAGCCCAAUGGAGAACCCUGAAUCUGUGGAGCUGCUCUUCCGGAAUCCAUUGAUGCGGAUGGCUUCAGCAGUGUUUCCAUUCUUGGUGCACACGUUCUUCACCGUCGGUGGAAUAUUGCUUUCGGUGCAUUUCCUGGACUUUAUGGAAUCUGGUUCGAAGUUUCGCUGGCAGUAUUUCUUUAUGGGAGUGGUCAACCGGUACCUUCGGCUGUUUCCAGUGUACUUCACCAUGUGGCUGUACCAGGUUUCGUGGUUUGAUCGAUUGGGGGAUGGAGCAACCGUGCACUCGCUGGUAGGUGUUGAAAUGCAAAUGUGCAAAGAUAACGGAUGGUCGAACUUCCUGUUUAUAAACAACUAUUAUAAAUUUGAUAAAGAGUGCAUGCAGCAAACCUGGUAUUUGGCGGCCGAUUUUCAAUUCUUCUGUAUCGGAAUGCUUCUCAUGAUGAUCUUGUGGCGGUUUCCACGAUCCAUAAAGCUGAUGAUUUAUGCAAUGAUGACCAUUUCGAUUGUCGUUCCCAUAGUUAACAACUAUGCUUACAAUUUUGUUGGCGUAGUCUUGCUCAACUUCAAGCACCUACGCUUCAUGCUUUACUUCUACGAAUGGGUCAAGCGUGAUUACAUUUUGCCCCAUCCGCACACAUGCAGUUACUUUUCCGGAAUCAUAGCAGGAAUUGCUUACCAUCAGUACCGAAAGGAUCCUCAGUACCUUGAACGACUCCGAGUUUAUCAGGUUUUGAAACGGCUGGCGCCGCUCAUGGUUUUGCUGCUGUCGGCUCCGGCAACGUACUUCUACAACAUCAGACCUGAGGAACCUUCGCUUUGGAUGGCAUUCUAUGCAUCCGCUCAUCGGAAUUUCUUUGGAAUCAUGUGUGGCGUGGGGCUUCUGUAUGGGGCAACGGAUGGAAGCGUGAGGCUUCCCGCUAUUAUGCGGCAUCCAACUAUGUUGGCCAUUGGGAGGCUAUCGUUCAGCGUCUACUUGGCACAGUUCAAUGCUAUUCGUUACGUCUUUAUGGAUGUCAAAGAGUACGGAUUCUAUUUGAAUGUGUUCAAUUAUCUGUAUUCGUUUAUUAUGAGUUAUGUGUUAUCUUACGCAGCAGGACUGUUGUUAUGUACUACAAUUGAAUUGCCAAUGGCAGCUGUUAUUAAACGAUUGCAAGGCUCUAAAAAAACGAUAAAGAACGAUGACUCCAAGAAUGAUGAAAACGGUAACGUGAGACUCAAGGAUUUGUAGAAUUAUUGCUCAAUACGUAUGUGCAUUUGUACAGUUGAUGUAAAAUGGUUAUUACCCAUGUAAAUUGUUAAUAUUUAAGCUACUGUCUGUCAUACCCGUUUUAUAAAUUUUAUGAAUGUUUUAAAUCGAACAUAAAAUUUAGUAACGCAAGGUCUCAUAAUGUUCAACAAAUUUUGUAAUGCCAUCUUAUUAAAGACUAACUUAAAUAAUUUAAAA
Messenger RNA from Armigeres subalbatus, 2435 nucleotides. Its product is annotated as O-acyltransferase like protein-like. The record is from RefSeq and is a predicted model, not a curated record. Lineage: Eukaryota; Metazoa; Arthropoda; Insecta; Diptera; Culicidae. Gene Ontology annotation, molecular function: acyltransferase activity, transferring groups other than amino-acyl groups. The coding region runs from base 156 to 2219 and encodes 687 amino acids. The transcript has 8 exons.